ACUUCUGCAAAAAUUAGUUUCAAAUGACUUCAUCUAGUUUUAACUUCAGAUAGUUAUGUUAUUAUAAAAAAGAAGGAAAACAGAUUCUGUCUCUUCUAGGCCCGUCAUUUAACAAUAACAUAAUUGGAAAAGUAUCCUUGGCCUGUCUCUCCUCUUCCCCCAGGAUGGUGUAGGUCCCCCAUAUUCUUACUGAGAUAUACAGCAGACUUAUUCAUUCUUUCCAAGAAGUUUUCAAAACAGCAGACAGCUGUGAACACUUGAUCCAUGUUUGGCUUGGAAUUCAGCAUGUGAACCUCUCUGCCUAGGCAGUCACUCCCUAGACCAGAGGGCUGUUACUUCAGAAUGGUGUUGUGAAAUGAGGUGAUGCUGCUUUGUGACCAACCUAAGUGUGAGGUGUUAGCCAUCUGGAUGGACAGGAGAUGUGUCACUGAGAUGUGAGGGCUUCGCUUUCUCAAACACUGGGGACUUGAUUUGUAAGACUCCAGGGCCUUCUAGCCGUGAAUAAUCUGAUGGUUCCUGAAGUGACUAGGCAAACAGAUGCUUCUCGUGCCAGUUGAAGAAUGUGUGUCUAUGUAUAUUUAAAACCUUCUUUCUAUACAUACACAUUUACACGGGAAGACAGGCUCAUUCUUGUGUACACUUGAGAGUUUUACAACUGAUGAAAAUUAAUUUAAGAAUCACAUUGAGCAACUCGACACCACUGGGCUCAGGAGCCUGGGGAGAAAACUACAUCACUUGUGGCCAGUUUUCCAUAUGGUCUUCACGGGUAAAGAAAGUCUGCAAAAAGAAGAAAAAAAUUUGCACAGAUUAAGCCUCAAAAAUACCUCUCCAGUUCAAAGAAGGAACGAAGUGAGAAGGUGACUGAGAAAGAAGCGUGAUUUGAAACGUUGCAGUGUGAUUGUGCAGUGCUUUCUGCACUUUUGUUUUACAGUUGGUUUGGUAAUUUGGACAGACUUUAAAAUUCUGGACUGAAAAGUAACUCUUACGGUGGUUAUGGCUGGAGGAAAGUAAGUUCAGGUGUGAUGGACAAGUUUGAACAAUGAACUGAUUCCUUUGCUUAUUUUAGUUAACUGUAUUCAAGAAAUUUUAAUUUAUUAUUUCCAAUUUCCUCUCCUGCAUCUAUAGGAUAAUAUCUUAAAAGACCAAUUGAAACAGAUAACUACAAAAUAAAUAUCAAGGAAAAUCCAAGCAAAGCUUCCUUUUCCCUGGACUACAGGUGUGGUGUUUGGAGACGGUCUCUGAAUGUGCACACAGGAAAGCACCCGCCGGCAACACACGAUCACUCUCCAGGGAAAUAGUGAGGGGAGAAUCUGACUCUGGCUUGUGUUUUUGUUUUAAGAGAUUAUUUUCCCUGUUGAGUCCAAGAAGACUUGCCCAUGAGAGAAAGAUUACUUGAUGGACUUAAUUCUGAGAUUAGUUUUUUUCAUCAAGAUGAAAAAAUACUGAUCUUUAGGACAAAAAAGGGGAAAAAUAAUUAGGGGAGUGAGGAAGGAGACAGGCGGAAGAAACAGAAACCUGCAGCGUGGCUGUGUUUUGUCAGCAAGAGGCUUUAGGACUCACCCACGGCAAAUGCUGGGACCACUUUAAGAGCCUCAGAGCAUCCUGCCUCUGUUGAGUGAAGGGCCUUUCUUUCCAGCCUCUAUGGCACUGAGGGGUGCUUCGGCUGGCGGAGGAGUGGUCCGAUGGAGCCCUGCGUUCCCCGGGGACACAGGGCCAUGCUCUGAGGUGGGGUGCUUCUGGUUCUGAACAGCAGAGAAAGUCUUUUUUUCUUCUUAAAAAUUGGACUGUUGUCUGCACAAACUCUGGUCUGUUUUGCACGGUUUGUGUGCCUUUUUUUCCCUUUAUGCAAUCUUUUUCAGCUUUAGCAGCAGAAAUUUGUCUAGUUCAGAAAACAUAUUAGAGGGUGGCUUCAGAAGAAAGAUGAUCUUGUGUGUUCUGUAUCUGCAUCCAAACUUUUGAGGAAGAAAUUCCAGCUAGAGGGAUUCUUAAAGCCUUAAGUUACUUGAAAUCUAUGUAUUUGCAACCCUUUGUCUCUGGAAUCACAUUACACUAAACUGGAAUCUCAGGCUGAAUGAGAAUAACCAAGUUGAAUAAAAAGAAGAAAACUCUGUUUCCUGAUCACCACUUACUAACGAUGCUCUUUCCCCAAAGGAUCAGCACGUUCUUCCUCUAAGGACUUGAAAAUAAAAAUGGACCCCAUUUUUUUAAGCAUUACCUUUUCUUAGCAGACUGCCAUCCAUCUUUUAUAGAGGAAUUUUUUCACUAUGCAUUUGGUGGAUCUUUAUAAAACACUGACCUUCUAAUUAGAUUCAGGUCAGUCUUAAUUAAAGGGGGAAAAAAGCAACGCAAGGCAACCACAAAAAUAAAAUAAAUAAACCAAUGAAAGAAAUUGGUUGAAAUAUCUCAGCAUUGAGCAUUACUUUUUAAGCAAAACAGUUCAUUGAGAAAAAGUAUGUAUGCAGCGGUGGAACAUGGGCCUGUGCUUUGCAGCGACUCCAACAUCCUCUGUCUGUCCUGGAAAGGGCGCGUCCCCAAGAGCGAGAAGGAGAAGCCAGUGUGCAGGAGACGCUACUACGAGGAAGGCUGGCUGGCCACAGGCAAUGGGCGCGGAGUGGUCGGGGUGACUUUCACCUCCAGCCACUGCCGCAGGGACAGGAGUACUCCACAGAGAAUAAACUUCAACCUGAGGGGCCACAAUAGUGAGGUUGUGCUGGUGAGGUGGAAUGAGCCAUACCAGAAACUGGCCACAUGUGAUGCUGACGGAGGAAUAUUUGUGUGGAUUCAGUACGAAGGCAGGUGGUCUGUGGAACUGGUCAACGACCGAGGGGCUCAGGUGAGUGAUUUCACGUGGAGCCACGACGGGACCCAAGCACUUAUUUCAUACCGAGAUGGGUUUGUCCUGGUCGGCUCUGUCAGUGGACAAAGACACUGGUCAUCUGAGAUCAACUUGGAAAGUCAAAUCACAUGUGGCAUAUGGACUCCUGAUGAUCAACAGGUGCUGUUUGGCACUGCCGACGGGCAGGUGAUCGUCAUGGACUGCCACGGCAGGAUGCUGGCCCACGUCCUCCUGCAUGAGUCCGAUGGCGUCCUGGGCAUGUCCUGGAACUACCCCAUCUUCCUGGUGGAGGACAGCAGCGAGAGCGACACGGACUCGGACGACUACGCUCCUCCCCAAGAUGGCCCAGCAGCAUACCCCAUCCCGGUGCAGAACAUCAAGCCUCUGCUCACCGUCAGCUUCACCUCGGGAGACAUCAGCUUAAUGAACAACUAUGAUGACUUGUCGCCCACUGUCAUCCGCUCAGGGCUGAAAGAGGUUGUGGCCCAGUGGUGCACACAGGGGGACUUACUGGCAGUCGCUGGGAUGGAACGGCAGGCCCAGCUUGGUGAGCUUGCCAAUGGUCCGCUUCUGAAGAGUGCCAUGGUCAAGUUCUACAACGUUCGUGGGGAGCACAUCUUCACACUGGACACACUUGUGCAGCGCCCCAUCAUCUCCAUCUGCUGGGGCCACCGGGACUCACGGCUGCUGAUGGCAUCAGGACCGGCCCUGUACGUGGUACGUGUGGAACACCGGGUGUCCAGCCUGCAGCUGCUGUGCCAGCAGGCCAUCGCCAGCACCCUGCGGGAGGACAAGGACGUCAGCAAGUUGGCCCUGCCCCCCCGCCUCUGUUCCUACCUCUCCACCGCCUUCAUCCCCACCAUCAAGCCCCCAAUUCCAGACCCCAACAACAUGCGAGACUUUGUCAGCUACCCCUCGGCUGGCAACGAGCGGCUGCACUGCACCAUGAAGCGCACAGAGGACGACCCGGAGGUGGGCGGCCCGUGCUACACACUCUACCUGGAGUACCUGGGGGGGCUCGUGCCCAUCCUCAAGGGGCGGCGCAUCAGCAAGCUGCGGCCAGAGUUUGUCAUCAUGGACCCGCGGACAGAUAGCAAAUCAGAUGAAAUCUAUGGGAAUAGCUUGAUUUCCACUGUGAUCGACAGCUGCAACUGCUCAGACUCCAGUGACAUCGAGCUGAGUGACGACUGGGCUGCCAAGAAAUCUCCCAAAAUCUCCAGAGCUAGCAAAUCACCCAAACUCCCAAGGAUCAGCAUUGAGGCCCGCAAGUCUCCCAAGCUGCCCCGGGCUGCCCCGGAGAUCUCCCGGUCUCCUCGGCUGCCCAUGCGCAAGCCCUCCAUCGGCUCACCCAGCCUGACGCGGAGAGAGUUUCCUUUUGAAGACAUCACUCAGCACAACUAUCUUGCUCAGGUCACGUCUAACAUCUGGGGAACCAAAUUUAAGAUUGUGGGCUUGGCCGCCUUCCUGCCAACCAACCUCGGUGCAGUAAUCUAUAAAACCAGCCUCCUGCAUCUCCAGCCGCGGCAGAUGACCAUUUAUCUCCCAGAAGUUCGGAAGAUUUCCAUGGACUAUAUUAAUUUACCUGUCUUCAACCCAAAUGUUUUCAGUGAAGAUGAAGAUGAUUUACCAGUGACCGGAGCAUCUGGUGUCCCCGAGAGCAACCCACCUUGCACCGUGAACAUCCCUAUCGCACCGAUCCACAGCUCAGCUCAGGCUAUGUCCCCCACGCAGAGCAUAGGGCUUGUGCAGUCCCUACUGGCCAAUCAAAAUGUGCAGCUGGAUGUCCUGACCAACCAGACGACAGCCGUGGGGGCAGCAGAGCAUGCAGGUGACAGUGCCACCCAGUACCCAGUUUCCAGCCGGUACUGCAAUCCUGGCCAGGUGAUUUUUGGAGGCGUGGAAAUGGGCCGCAUUGUUCCAAACCCCCCUCACCUGUCCCUGCCGCCACCACCACCACCGGGGCCCGUGCAGAUGCCCACAGUGAGCCACGGAGACCGAGACCAUGAGCACUUGCCAAAGUCAGCCAAGACCCUGAGGCCAGCGCCACAGCUGGCAGCUGAAGGGGAUGCCGUGGCCUUUAGUGCCCCCCAGGAGGUCCAGGUGACAAAGAUGAACCCUCCGCCCCCGUACCCAGGAACCAUCCCUGCUGCCCCCACCACAGCAGCGCCCCCACCCCCUCUGCCGCCACCACAGCCUCCCGUGGACGUGUGCUUGAAGAAGAGCGACUUCUCCCUGUACCCCACGUCAGUGCAUUACCAGACCCCUCUGGGCUACGAGAGGAUCACCACCUUUGACAGCAGCGGCAACGUGGAGGAGGUGUGCCGGCCCCGCGCCCGGGUGCUGUGUUCCCAGAGCACCUACACCCUGCCUGGCCCGGGCAGCUCAGCCACCUUGAGGCUCACAGCCACCGAGAAGAAGAUCCCUCAGCCCUGCACCAGUGCCACCCUGAACCGCCUGACCGUCCCUCGCUACUCCAUCCCCACAGGGGACCCGCCCCCAUAUCCUGAAAUUGCCAGCCAGCUGGCCCAGGGGCGGGCUGCGGUCCAGAGACCCGACAGCAGCCUUAUCCACGCCACCCUGCGGAGGAACAACCGAGAGGCUGCGCUCAAGAUGGCCCAGCUGGCCGACAGCCCGAGACCCCCCCUGCAGCCCCCCGCCAAGCCCAAGGGCGGGCCCGUGGGGGUGGUGGCGCAGCUCCCAGCUCGGCCCCCGCCUGCCCUGUACACUUGCAGCCAGUGCAGCAACGCAGGCCCGGGCUCGCAAGCCAGUGCGGCGCUGGCGCAUGCCGUCAGCGCCUCCCCCCUGGCUUCCCAGUCCUCCUACAGCCUCCUGAGUCCCCCGGACAGCUCCCGCGACCGCACCGACUACGUCAACUCGGCCUUCACGGAGGACGAGGCCUUGGCCCAGCACUGUCCACUUGAGAAGCCCCUGAGGCACCCCCCACUGCCUGAAGCUGCUGUCACCUUGAAACGACCACCCCCUUACCAGUGGGACCCUGUGCUGGGUGAGGACAUUUGGGUUCCUCAGGAAAGGACAGCACAGACUGUAGUGCCCAACCCCUUAAAACUGUCUCCUCUGAUGCUAGGUCAGGGCCAGCACCUGGACGUGUCCCGAGUGCCCUUCGUCUCCCCCAAGUCCCCUGCCAGCCCCACUGCCACUUUCCAAACAGGCUAUGGGAUGGGAGUGCCAUAUCCAGGAAGCUAUAACAACCCCCCUCUGCCUGGAGCGCAGGUUCCCUGCUCUCCCAAAGAUGCCCUGUCCCCACCACCAUUUGCACAACAGGAGCCUGCUGUCGUCCUCCAGCCCGUGUACCCGCCCAGCCUCUCCUAUUGCACCUUGCCCCCCAUGUACCCGGGAAGCAGCACGUGCUCCAGUUUACAGCUGCCACCUGUCGCCUUGCACCCGUGGAGUUCCUACAGCGCUUGCCCGCCUGUGCAGAACCCCCAGAGCACCCUGCCCCCCAAGCCACACUUGGUGGUAGAGAAGCCCCUUGUGUCCCCGCCACCCCCAGACCUCCAAAGCCACAUGGGCACAGAAGUGAUGGUAGAGACCACCGACAACUUCCAGGAAGUCCUCUCUCUGACAGAAAGCCCAGUCCCUCAGCGGACAGAAAAAUUUGGAAAGAAGAACCGGAAGCGCCUGGACAGCCGUGCAGAGGAAGGAAACGUUCAGGCCAUCACUGAGGGCAAAGUGAAGAAGGAGUCCAGGACUUUGAGUGACUUUAAUUCCCUUAUUUCUAGCCCCCGCCUGGGGAGAGAGAAGAAGAAGGUGAAAAGUCAGAAAGACCAGCUGAAGUCAAAGAAGUUGAAUAAGACGAACGAGUUCCAGGACAGCUCCGAGAGCGAGCCCGAGCUGUUCAUCAGCGGGGAUGAGCUGAUGAACCAGAGCCAGGGCAGCAAGAAGGGCUGGAAGAACAAGAGGACGCCCCGGGCCGCCAGCGAGCUGGAGGAGUCGCGGUGCCGGCGCGCCAGCGAGAAGGAGGACGGGCGGCUGGGCAGCCAGGGCUUCGUGUACGUGAUGGCCAACAAGCAGCCCCUGUGGAACGAGGCCACCCAGGUGUACCAGCUGGACUUCGGAGGGCGGGUGACCCAGGAGUCGGCCAAGAACUUCCAGAUCGAGUUGGAGGGGCGGCAGGUGAUGCAGUUUGGACGGAUUGACGGCAACGCCUACAUCCUAGACUUCCAGGCCCCCUUCUCAGCCGUGCAGGCCUUCGCAGUUGCCCUGGCCAACGUGACGCAGCGCCUCAAGUGAAGAGCCUGGCGUGGGAGGAGAGGAGGGCAGAGGCCCGAUUGGAGACGUCAGAGCGCCCGCACAGGCCCGGGAGCCGGGGGACCAGAAGACUGCAGCGAAGCUGGAAGGGCCUGUCAUGUCCAAGGAGAGAGAGGGCACUGACCUUCCGCUGUCUUAUUUGGGCUUCAUUAAACUUCAUGUCUUUCUUUCCUUAUGCGGUAGAGUGGCAUUUGGAAGCAAAGGUUGCAAGGCACCUGGUGUUCUUUCAGGAAAUGCAGCUUGGCUGUGGUGACAUUCUGCUGUGUUUGCUUAUGUCAGUGACCGCGACAAGGGCCCUUCGGAACGAAGACAGACCGCCUUACAGCCUGCCGUGCUUUCAGACAGAGGGCGCACGCGUCAUUGUGCUCCUCCACGACACCUAGCCUUUAUUACUGCUCCAUCACCACUAGGGUAAAAACAAAACAUUUCUAAACAACACAACCAAAAAUCCUGAAGGUACAGGUUCUCUUGGGGAAGGGGAGGGACAGCAUUGUAUUCACACAUACUGUGUUAUUCCCCAGAAAGUGACUUGAUUAGCAAAGGGUAUGUGAGCGAAUGCGCUGUGUUUGACUAAUAAAAGUAGGCUCUCUACAGGGGUGCUGUCACUAGGUAUAAAUGUGAUGUGCUCGUUGGUGACAUUGGGGAAGGGAUGACGAGCGAGGAGGGAGCGGCACAGAGGGGCAGGCUCACACACAAGGACAGCUGGGCGACUGACUGUGGGACACAGUAGUACAAGGGCUACGCUCCUCAUCUGAGGGUGUUUAUGUCGAAGGACACCACUGGUUUCAUCGUUUGUCCAAGUUCCGUAGAUCAGCAAUGAUCACUCAGUGUGAUUGAACGAUCAGUGAAUGAUCAGACAGUGCAGUGCUGAGUCACUGGCCGAGAAACAGCCUCUAUUCUCUCUGCCCCUUUUGUAUUUUAAUCUGGAACAUGUUACUGUAAACAUCUUUCCCAUUAGGUAUCACUGUUCUACACUUUCUCUUUUUGAAAGUAUGGACAAGAGUUGAUUUGAAACCACUCCUUUCCUCUUCUUGGCUACAUUAAAAUUCAGUUGACUAGAAUUGUUUUCUAUCAGAUUAAAACUGUAACCAAAAGAUUUUUAAGUAUUGUGCCAGGGUAUUAAAAGAUAGGGUAUGGUCCAAUCUUUAACAAAAGUUUCAUGAUCUCUAAGGGAAAAAAAGAAGUUGUUUAUUAACCAUACAGAGUGUUUACUGAGGAGAGAAAACGUUAACGUUAUAACACUUCAGGUAGCUGGUGGACCACACUUUAAUUGCAAGAAGAAAAGUCUACCUAGUGUCUUGUUCCCGCUACCCCUCCUGAGAACACUGGGCCAUAUUCCAGCCCUGACAAGGCCUGUGGCUGUUUCAGUUAUUCAUUCUUGUGGUGUUUAGGGCAGGGCCAAAAAGGAGUUAUCUCCUGGCUUUGGGUCCUGAAUUUGGAUUUUAUUUGAAAACAGACAAGUGGAAAAUACCACAAAAGGUAUUUUCAAAUUUAAAAGUUUUGUUAAUUCCCUGUUUUUGUUUAAAAAUUAUAAAAGAAACUGGGCCAUUUCUUUCCUAGAGCAAGGUGACAUUACUCACCAUUCUCUCUGAACCCCAAAGAAAUACCAACCAUGUUUUUAAAUAUGGUGACAGAUAUCUCCCAGCUAACACUUGAGUUUCUCAUUUUGUAUUUAAAAGUAUCGGGCCUGGUUUUUUAGUGGGUACAUUCUUCCAGAAAGCGUUUAGCAGUGUAUUUAGAAUUAUCUAGUUCUUUUAUGUGAGUUUCUGUUGCUUGUUACGGUGUCUCAGUGCUUAUUAUUAGUUGUGCAAUAAUAGUUAUAGCCUAUUUCUAAAAUAAUUUAAAUGCAAUUCUCCUGUUUUAUUGUCUAUGAGGUAAUUAUUUAUCUUGCUUUUCAUAGGGUUCUUAGGAAUUAUUUUGUUACUAUGUAUUAGUGAGUUAUGCUCAUUUUAUUAUUUAUUUAGAAAAAUAGUAUCUUUGUAAUAACUUACUUGGUAGCAGUAUAUUUUGCUGCAAGAAAUAAAGAGGAUAUGAUAGCAAGAUUUUUUUGCUGGACGAUUUGUAACUUUUUCUAAUUGGGAAAAAAAAUCCUAUUUGUUUAAAAAUAAUUUUUUUUUAUAUUUUGUAAUAUUGAUUAUAUAUGAAGAAUAUUUCUUUGAGAUAACAUAUCCUAAAAUAAUAUGUUCCCUUCUUUUGAAUAUUUUAUUUUUAGUUAAAAAUAAAGGUUGAUAUGAAAUGAGGAAGGGAGACCUAUUAGGAUGAGAGUAGCAAAGGAAGGAACUAGUAAUAAGUUUCACUUUUUAAAUUCUGAUUGGUUUGUGAGAUAUAAAGACUACAAAAGCUUAUAUUUUAGAACUUUUCUUAAUGAGAGCAGACAUAAGGGGAAGACCUUGGAAUGAAACCACAAAUACAUGUAAGAAGAAAAAGUGGAUAUUUGUAGCAAAUAAUUAACUUUCUAAAUUCUUAGCUUACUCCCCAAGGCAUUUUGCGCACACGGAGACACGGGCUUCCUGCCUCGCUGUGUGGCAGCCCCACUGUUGUGGCAGCCCCACUGUGUGGCAGCCCCGCUGUGUGGCAGGCCCGCUGUGUGGCAGCCCCGCUGUGUGGCAGCCCCGCGGUGCACAGUAGCGCCUGUGUCUGCUUUGCUGCCAGGGCCCAAAGGAGGAGUCACUCUCACUCACCAAAUCAGACUUCAGCUGACGGCCCUGCAAGUUGUCACAUGGUGUCUUUUAAGUUAAUGGCAGUUUUACUUAUUUAAAAAAAAAAAUGCUUCCAUUCAAUCUCUGUUGGUUAAAGUUAGUACUUUAAACAGAAUUCUAAGCACUUCAUGUUUAUUAGUAGCAAUUUAUAAAUAUCAAGAUACCUCAUCGAAUCCCUAAAUUUAAAAAUACUAUUCCAGUAAAAAGCCAACUACAAAAAGAAUUCAUGACUUUUUGAGGGAAGCAGUGUAUUAACAAACAUAAAACCCAGUUUUGAAUUUAUCUCUAACCAUCCAACCAAAGGCACGUUUGUGUACAGUAUAUACCCAUUGAAUGUACGGACCGAGAAAAACUGGGGCCAAAGAAGCAGGACGCUCUCUAAGCUCUAGUGCAGUGUAAGUCAAAGGACUCACACAGGUUGUGUUUUCCUCCGUAGCCGUUGUUCCCACAUCAGCUGUCCUGCAAGGGCUUGUAAAAACAUGCCAUGCUUGUCUUGUAAUCACAGCAGAAAGUUAGGAGACUCCCGGGGUCAAGCCUGCUCUGCCACAAAGCUGAGGGUGACCUUGGGCAAGUCCCUGGGGCUGGCCAGACUUCCAUUUGUCUGUCUGUACGAUGAAAGAAACAGCCUGGACAAUCUUCUAAACUCCCUUCCAGCUAUAACAGCCUCAGAGCUCAGAAUGGAGCAGUUUCAUCAUUCCACUUUGCAAAUGUGGAAAGUAUGUUUCAAAACAUUGCCUUUGUGUAGACAUGUAUUUCUUUUCCUGUGUUAAUGAGCUAUCUACUGAAUAUAAACCAGUGCAUUUAAAAUAAUAUCUUUAAAAAGUUCACUUCUAAAUGCAUUUGGAAUCAUGUCCUCACAGAAUUGCACCAAAGCACUGAUUCCAGGUAAGAUAGGAGCGUCUAUAUGAGUGUGCCCUGCUCAAGUGAUGUCCUUGAGAACAGCCCUAAAAUAAGUCACCACCUGCCCCCAAAACCACAAAGUGAGUUCAAAAAAGAACAAAGGAAAAUAUGUCUAGGCUGACUUGAAUUAUUGAGUGUGCUGUGCCGCAUGACACUAUCUUCACGUUCAAAGGGUUUCUGGAAAUGGAAAGUUUUCACCCAGCAACUAUGAGAAAGGAACCCGUGUGUCCCUGUGUGGGCCAUGUAUCACUUGGCCAAGUCAAUGGUUGUAAACAAAGUUAGUUGAGACAAAAUGUGUCAAAACUGUCAUUUGAGUUCCUAGGAUGUUUGUAAUAGCACACAACUCAAAACUCUUCACGUUUGUGGAUUUCCUUUAUCUCUGGCUGAUAAAACUAUCAAGGGUUGUGGCUUAUUUUAUUAUUAUUUUCUUUGGCUUUGUGCAAUUUUCUUGUAACUUUACUCGUAUCUACAUUUUCUGUUUACAGUUCUUUUUAAGGGGAGGGGUAGGGUCCUAAGAUCUCGUUUAUUGUAGAUAAAAAAAUUUUUUUCGUGUUGUAGAAAAGCAUGGGUUAUGCGUUUGACUGAAAAAGGCACUGUAUUAUUUACCAAAGGGGUAUUGUUUUUGCAUUUUUUUAUAAAUGCAUUAUUUUGGUACUGUAAAUUUGGACAUAAUUUCUGAGUUUAUUACUACUGGCAUUUUCUUUUUCCUUUUUUUUUUUUUCUUUUAACAGUAAGUGGGCAAUGCAGGUGCAUAGGUCCCAGACCAAACAAGACCACCAGCAUGUUCUUGUCCAAACCUGGGGAAUGGUGUGCACUGCUUUGUGCAGCUCAGUUCCUCUAAUGUUUUUAAUUCAGCAUCCUGCUUUGUUUUACUUUCCAAGCAAGAUAUGUUGAGAUUCCCAAUUGCAUUUUAAUAAGCUCACCCUUAUUUGCCUCUCUUAUGUAUUUUGUGUAUUAGAUUGUGCAGGAGGCUUCUAGAAGGCAUUAAUGGUUUGCAUUCAAAAUGUGGUUUGUCCAAAUUAUUUUCUGUCUUUAUUAUUGAGAUGGAUUAAUCUUAUUUUUUUCUUGAUGAUUUGAAGUUGUAAGAGUUGUCCAGCUAUUGCUUAAUAAAAUUUUACAGAUCAAAA
Molecule: messenger RNA, 11831 nt
Organism: Microcebus murinus (gray mouse lemur)
Lineage: Eukaryota; Metazoa; Chordata; Mammalia; Primates; Cheirogaleidae
Gene: TULP4
Product: TUB like protein 4
Molecular function (GO): protein binding
Source: RefSeq, a predicted model, not a curated record